UCGUAGAGAUAAUCGUCAGAAAGAUCUUGACCAUCUUGGAAUAAUGUUUUGAGGUUAGAAAAUUAAAUGAAGAAAUCAUGAGCAGUAAUAUAUUGUCAAAUUUGUUACGUGCAAGAAAAAUAUACAAAACAUUUAUUUCUCAUAACAAUAGAUCUAUUACUUAUUCUUUAUUAAAACAAACAAGAUGUUACUCAGAUAUUAAUCCAAAUACAUUGUCUAAGGAAGAACCUGUGAAUGAGGAUGAAAAUAAUCUUGCAGAAAAGAUUAGCUCAAGAUAUAAAUUAUUUCAGGACAAAGAUUCUAAAGUUAUUUUGGAUGUAGAUGAAGAACGAGAAAGAAUGCUUUUAGAUGAUUUACGUAGAGAAGAGGAACAUCAUGAUCCUUACGAAGGAUUGAAUUUAACACGUGGUAUAAAUGGAGUGUAUGAAAUAGAAGAUCUCAUAGCUGUUCUUCAAAAGGAUAAUGCAAGGAAUAUCUUUGUUGCAUCUGUACCAAAAGAAUAUAACUAUGUUGAUUACUUUGUAGUAGUAACAGGUAAAUCCAAAAAGCAUAUGACUGCUUUAGCUGAAUAUGUACGUAAAAUAUUUAAACUGAAAAGGCAUAAAACCGAUAUCAUCCCAAAAAUUGAAGGAGCAAAUUCAAAUGAAUGGAUAGCUUUAGAUUUAGGAAACAUUGCGUUACACAUAUUCUCAUCCGAGGCUAGAGAACGAUUUGAUUUAGAACUGUUAUGGUCUGUUGGUUCACAGUAUGAUGAACUAACAAAUACACCUCAACACGUGGAUAUUAUGGAUCGAUAUAACACUUUCCUAAAUACAUUUCAACCAGAAAAUCCAGAAUUUUCAGAAAAUCCAGAAAUCCCCAACAAUCCAUAGAAAUAUAUACAUUUUUAUGUGGAAUUUGUUAGGAUAGUCUAUAAUGUUUGCGUAACUUACAUUAAGACUGAAAUAAAUUCUGUGAAUUACAACAAAUUAGUAUUAUUAUUAAUGUUAUCAUAAUUAUCCUAAUUAAGAUAUACAUGGAUUACUACAAGUGUGGACAUUUUGAAAAAUAUCUGAGGUUUACAUUUCUGAGUCCCUCCUGGUAAGAUUUGAUAAGAAUAUAAGAUUUUUGUUUUAAAUUAUUAAGUAUACUUCUAACAAACAAAAUAAAAAACAAUUUUAUUUUAUUUUAUAGAUUUUACUAUAACCCUAUUGUCUUUGCAUCUCUCUCUUUCCUUCAGAUAUUAUAAUUUCUUUUAAAUUUAUUUUAACCAAUUAAAAUCUGCGCGUGCGCGUAUCAAUAUCUAUACAUAUAUAUAUACGUAGUACAUAUUUGUUCUUUAUCCUUCCAUUUUUAUUUCUUUCUUAUCACCCCUCUCUAAUUUUUGGACUAUCAACACACAUACUAUCUCUCUUUCUCUUUCUCCCUCUUACAAUAAACUAUUAAAAGCAAUUCGUUGUCUUAGCAACGCCGAUAUCUAAGAAUCCUUUAUCAUUACUUGAUAGAACAGACAUUUAUUGAACUAUCUGUUCAGUUUGACGUGUGAUGACUAAUCAAACACAUUACAUACCGAAAUCCAUGUAUUUUUGAGUAAUUCUUUACCAAUUAAAUACACAUAUACAUAUAUGCAUAAUUAUACAACUCGUGUGUGUGUGUGUCAAACUUCUUACAUUCUGUAUCUGUACGAUCGGCAUCAUUUUUUAUUUCACUCUUAUGUGUGCAUAUAUUAAUAAAACUUAUAUU
Polistes dominula (European paper wasp) is the source of this 1722-nucleotide messenger RNA. RefSeq names its product ribosomal silencing factor RsfS-like protein, 312 (gene RsfS312). Gene Ontology annotation, cellular component: mitochondrion. The record is from RefSeq and is a predicted model, not a curated record. Lineage: Eukaryota; Metazoa; Arthropoda; Insecta; Hymenoptera; Vespidae. Gene Ontology annotation, biological process: negative regulation of translation; negative regulation of ribosome biogenesis. Gene Ontology annotation, molecular function: ribosomal large subunit binding.